UGAAGAGUGGGACAUAAAUAUUGUUAGUCUAAGAAAGGUGGCGAUUCUGUGAAAAAAACUUUUCGCAAAAAUGAGUGACAUAACGAAGAACAGGAUACAAACAUUCAAAAAUAAAGGCAAAGACCAAGAGGAGAUGCGGAGAAGGCGAAAUGAAGUAACAGUGGAGCUGCGGAAAAAUAAAAGGGAAGAAUCGAUUCUUAAAAGACGUAAUGUUCCUGUUGUAGAUUCAACUGACGAAGAUGACUUAUCAUCUUAUAAUUUAAAGAAACUAGUCGCGUCUGCCGGAAAUGUGAAUGAUCCAGCUGAGCAACUUCAGGCUGUCCAAGCUGCAAGACGGCUUUUGUCAUCUGAUCGAAAUCCUCCAAUAGAUGAUUUGAUUGAAAGUGGUAUAUUGCCCAUUUUGGUAGCUUGUUUAGAACGGGAUGAUAACCAGAUGUUGCAAUUCGAAGCGGCUUGGGCUCUAACAAAUAUCGCAUCGGGAACACAAGCCCAAACGAACCAGGUUGUUACUGCAGGCGCCGUUCCCCUAUUUCUAAGACUCUUGACGUCACCAGCCACAACAGUGAGCGAACAAGCCGUUUGGGCUUUAGGAAACAUAAUUGGGGAUGGACCAGCUUUGCGUGAUUAUGUUAUAAAUUUAGGAGUGGUUCAACCUCUAUUAUCAUUCAUCAAGCCCGAUAUUCCCAUAUCGUUUUUAAGAAACGUUACUUGGGUCAUUGUUAAUUUAUGUCGAGCAAAGGAACCGCCACCUCCAAUGAAUACCAUCCUCGAAAUUCUUCCAGCAUUGAACGUCUUGAUUCACCACACCGACGUUAACAUCCUCGUAGAUACCGUGUGGGCUUUGAGUUACUUAACAGACGGAGGAAAUGAGCAAAUACAGUUAGUAAUCGAGAGUGGAGUAGUACCGAAAUUGAUACCGCUUCUUUCACAUGUGGAAGUAAAGGUACAGACCGCUGCUUUACGAGCAGUUGGUAAUAUUGUGACGGGGACAGAUGCUCAGACACAGGUUGUUUUGAAUUGUGAUGCACUUUCACAUUUCUCGUCGCUUUUAAGUCACUCUAAGGAAAAACUCAGAAAAGAAGCUGUUUGGUUUUUAUCAAACAUCACUGCUGGUAAUCAAGCACAAGUUCAAGCGGUAAUAGAUGCUGGAUUACUACCUAAAAUAAUUGAAAACUUGUCCAAAGGAGAAUUUCAAACGCAAAAAGAGGCAGCAUGGGCUAUUAGCAAUCUUACAAUUAGCGGGAACCAUAUGCAAAUUAUGACUUUGAUCAAUCAUGGUGCUAUUCCACCGUUUUGUGAUCUGCUGAACUGUAAAGAUACACAAGUUAUCAAUGUAAUUCUUGACGGAAUAAAUAAUAUGUUAAAAAUGGCUGGUUCAGAAGCUGAACGUAUAGCUAACCUCAUAGAAGAAUGCGAUGGAGUUAGCAAAAUUGAAGAGCUUGAAAAUCAUGAAAACGCAGAAAUAUACAAAUUAGCAUAUGAAAUUAUCGAAAAAUUCUUUUCUGCUUCUACGGAUGGAGCUGAAGCUGGCGUAUUGAAUGAAGACGAAGGAUUUAGUUUUAAUCAAGAUGUUAUACAGGAGCAAUUUCAAUUUUAAAUGCUUUUGGAUCCCUUACAAUUUAUCUAAAAUAAUAUGUAACAAUAUGUAUUUAAUGUUUUAUUUUUUUUUCUUUUUGUAAAGUAAAUAACAAAAAAAAAUCAUUAUUUUAUUAAAUAAAUAAAAAAAAGAAGAAGAAU
This is a messenger RNA of Culicoides brevitarsis, 1737 nucleotides long. RefSeq names its product importin subunit alpha-3 (gene Kap-alpha3). The transcript is spliced from 6 exons. Gene Ontology annotation, cellular component: cytoplasm; nucleus. Gene Ontology annotation, biological process: NLS-bearing protein import into nucleus. Gene Ontology annotation, molecular function: nuclear import signal receptor activity; protein binding. The record is from RefSeq and is a predicted model, not a curated record. Bases 71 to 1597 code for a protein of 508 amino acids. Lineage: Eukaryota; Metazoa; Arthropoda; Insecta; Diptera; Ceratopogonidae.